Molecule: messenger RNA, 1695 nt
Organism: Notodromas monacha
Lineage: Eukaryota; Metazoa; Arthropoda; Ostracoda; Podocopida; Cyprididae
Source: the annotation of a GenBank genome assembly
GCAGGAGUCCAUCGCUGCUAAGGUCGAGUCAUGUCGUAUCCGCUUGGGACAAGUAAUAAGGAAUGCAACGAAGGUUGUGCGAAAAAGUGCGAAACAAAACCGAAACCCGCAUCUCAAACAAUCUCAGGUGCGGUUGCGUCCGGCAUCGUGGACACGUGCACAGCAAUGUAUUCAAUGUUGCCGAACGUUCCCGGAAUGCCGCAAGUUUCGGGUUCCAUGAAAUGUCCAUCGCCUUCGUUUGCCUCUGCUGCAUCGAACAUCGCCACGGUUCUCGCAUCCACCUGUGGAAAAAUGCAGACGGCCGGUGCGAAAAAAGAGGGCGGGAAGGAAUCGGCAACUUCCAUUCCGAUUUCGAGGAUCUUGGUGGACAAUGCGUACGCACUAGGCAAGAAUGUUCAGCUGUUGCUGGACGAAAUUGCGAAAGAUGCUGCAAAAAUGUUGCCGGGAUGGGGGACGAGUGCUGAUUGCAAUCACAACGUGAAAUCGACCGCGUUCUACACGGAUUUGGUACAAGACCCCGGGUGUGCUUCAUUCCUGCUUCAACAACUCAUUACGAUGGCUGGAGCUCAAGCCUUGGAUGAUGAGGUUCUUCGGGCGAUCGUGCAGUUUUCUAAUGACCGGAGCGCCGAUCCAGAAAGUGUCGCCUCCGUGGCGGCUGCCAUCUUAUCCUAUCCUGCCUUGAGCACCGCCUUCGAUUGCGACGUGAACCCGAUUAACGUGGCGGCUGCCUUGCGAGGAGCUCUGAGGCACAGAAAUUUUUUGUCCGUUCUCGGAGGCCUUUUCAAUCGUGAGAACGUCAGAAAAUCUGCCAACAAUGUUUCGCUGAACACUUUACUGCAAUUCCUCAUCAAAAAUUCCUCUCAUGGAGACUUGGUUUCCGUGACGGGAGCCAUGAGUUGUUGCGUGGAAACAUUGGAAAAAACUGAACUCGGUCGGGAUGUUUUACUCAACACCCUGGAUCUAGUCGAAGGUGAUUUACGAUUGAUGUUGACCAAGAUGUUGGUAUCAUCUUGCCACGAACCUCUGAUUCGUCCGUUUGUUGCAAAGGUGAUCCAUCACAGCCUUCAGAAGACCCCGGAGGGUCUGCGACAUCAAUUCCUUGUUGACCUCUUCCCGGACAUCUUUGAUGCGGGUACAAUUGGAUCCCGGUUUCUAGCAUCAGGCACUGAAGACGUCAUCAGGGCUUUGAUCCACCACUCGGGCCGCAGUGGGGAUCAAAAGAAGUUCAGAGUUGCCCUCGAGGCCCUGUGGGUCGCGAGGCGAAAUGCUCGCGGGCUCGGCUUGGCGAAUUUCCCCCUUCGCGUGGAGCCCUUGUACCAUUGUGUCAGCAUCAGGGCCGCCAUGCUGGUCACCGCUUUCCUUCACCAAGUUGCUAGGUUGGUUUCCGCAGGUGAGCUCGAAGACAUUGCCCUGCGAUACGUCGUGCUAGUGUUUGCCGUUCAAUUUCGCACGCAGGAAGCUGAAGCCGAGGUAAGUGUUCAGUUUUCUUUGUGGGGCGGAGUAGAAAAUUGUCGCCGGGGCGACGACGGGGAGGCUCCAAUUACGCCGCGGCGCCGCCGAGACUGGAUACCGGCGCUCAUUAAGUCUGGCAGGCGGCUAAUGGACGCCCCGGCACCCCGGAAAAUUGCCCACAAAUUCACGCCGCGGAUUUUCUGUCAGACGGGCUACUUUGCAACCGGGGCCUCGCCCCGUUGA